AUGUCGAAACUCGUAACAAGCCCCUCGCACGGGAAAGGGAAGACCUGUCUUGCAUUUGCGAAGGAUGGCCUACGUGCCUUUACUGGAGGGCAAGAUUGUAUAGUCCGGAUAUGGAAGGUCAACGAAGGCGCAGAACAGGAGCCCAGCACAGCUGCGGAAGCUGAAGACGCCAUUACAUGUGUCGCAGCAGCUGAUGAUUAUUGGUUUUCGGGAAGUGAAGACACGGAAGUUCGAAGAUACUUCAAAGAUUCAAAUCAAUUCGAUGCACCAUUGACCUCAUUCGCGGGAGUGCCAGUUCGAUAUAUUACAGUCGAUCCGAAGGGUAGACGAGUCGCUGUAACCUCCGAUGAACUCUUUGUCAAAGUCGUGGAUAUGGAGGAUCCAGGGAAAAGCAGUCGAUUAGAGGGUUAUACAUCGGGAGUGCGGAGUGCAACGUGGCAUCCAUCGGGAACUCUACUUGCCACAUGCACCUGCGACGGAAAAAUUCUUAUCUGGAAGAUGACUUCUGAACAACCGACCAUAGAGAAGACCAUUGAAGGAAUAAUUCCUGCCGUGAUUGACACAGAGUCGCCAGAAUUCUCUCAUGAAUGCUCGGUAGUAUGGCAUACCUCAGGGCACUACAUUUUUGUGGCAACGAAGGCACAUGAAAUUGCAACCUUCUCUCGCUCGGACUGGAGGAAGACGUCGACAUUCUCUGACAAAAACGUAUCUGGUUCUAUCACGGCUCUUGCAUUAUCCCCGAACGGUGUCUACCUUGCCUCUGCGUCUCAGUCGAGGGUGCAUAUAUGGUCGACAGAGACGAAACGACUUAUUGUCAGCCAAAUCGGGAACCCUGGCUCAACGAUUACACAAAUCGCGUUCUCGCCUCGAGAAAAUCUUCUGGCAUGGACGGACACCGACGGCGUCUUCACACGUUGGCCAAAACCCGUCGCAGAUAAUUUCCCGGACCCAGUGAAACCUGCACUUGCGACCAAUGGACCUGCAACCAUUCCAGUCAAAGCCCCGAGAGCGGCGUUGGAUCUCUUCGGAGAUAAUGAUUCAAUAAUGGGAGGCGCGAAGGACAAGGAUGCCACGAACGAUGUCGAUCUGGAUGACGAUAUGCUCGACGUAGAUGAUGGGUGGAUCGUCGAUGACAUGGAUGGAGCGCUGAAUGAGCCAGAGACGACCAAGGUUUCUGGGAGUGGUUAUGUGAAAGAGAUGGUGAGUAUCACGAAAGCUCAACCACCUUUCCAACCUGGGUCUACGCCAUUCGAGAAUAAGAAACGAUAUUUAGCCUAUAAUAUGAUUGGCGUGAUUGAAGUAACAGAUCAAGAUACUCACAAUAUUGUUAAUGUCGAGUUUUUUGAUCGCUCGUCACGCAAAGGCUAUCAUUUCACGGACAACUUCAAGUACGACCUUGGUUAUCUCGGGGAAAGAGGAUCCGUUUUUGCAUGCCCUCCAGAGAACGGCCAUUCGGCGGAGGUUCUCUUCAAGCCAUAUUCCAGCUGGAAGACCAACGACUGGACGUACACGCUGAAGCGAAAGGGCACAAGAUGCCUCGGUGUAGCUGCUGGUGGUCUACCGCUUAACACGAAAAACACUCAAGAUCUCGAGGUGCAAGGUUAUGGUCAUGUUGUGGUUGCGACAAGCGAACAUGACCUUACUUUCUUGUCUGGCACUGGCCGAGAACGACGGAUCAUGGCCCUUCCUGGAGAGUUUGUGACAAUGGUAGCAAGUGCAGAGUGGGUGUUCGUCGUUCAUCGGGCAGGGUCAACAACCAUCGACGGGUCUCAGAAUCUACACUAUACUAUUAUCAACUUCGAAGAUUUCAGCGUCCGGCAGCGCGACAUUCUACCCGUUCCAAAGGGUCAUACACUCAAGUGGAUUGGGGUAACAGAUCAGGGUGCGCCAGCAAUGUAUGAUAGCAUUGGCUACUUGCACGUCUUGACGAAAUACCGCAUUCCUCACCACGCAUCCUGGGCUCGCAUCAUGGACACCAACAUUUUGGAACGAAGACAAGGAAAGGACGAAUCAUAUUGGCCCGUUGGAAUCACGCAAAGUAAUUUUAUGUGCUUAAUUUUGAAGGGUCGACAAGAACAUCCCUCCUUCCCUCGCCCAUUGAUCCAGGAGCUACCUGUGCGCAUGCCGUUUAGAAGCGAAUUGCCGCAGGAAGAAUCCAUUGAGAGAGAAACCUUGCUCAUCCAAAUGAUCUUCGACACCUUGGACGAUGAACUGACUACCGAUGAUAUCGUCGCUCGCGAAAAGACCAUGGAUAUCGAAUUUGUGAAGCUCAUCCAAGCAGCGUGCAAAGCGAACAACAUACCAAGAGCAAUCGAGCUGACAAAACUUCUGCACAACACCAUGGCAUUCGAAUCUGUCAUUAAGAUCGCAGACUUCUACCACCUUCCUGGAUUGAAAGAGAAGAUGAUCCUCAUCAAAGCAGAACGAGAGGAGAUGGAAGACAGGCUCAUUCUGGCCCGGAACAAACGAAGGCGUUGGCUGAAGCCCGAACCUCCCUUACGCCAGCUGGCUCAGCCCAUUGCCUCUUCAUCUCGCUUCGACCCUCUUGGCGACAGCCGGCCUCCUCCUGUCAUCGAGCGACCAGGCAUGGCGCGUGUCACGAAACCUAUCAUCGAGACCAGCCGUUUCAGUUCUGUCGUACCUCAAUCGCAAGCAACUGAUGUUUCUGCAUGGGAAGAUUCGACAGUUACGGACUUUCCGCCUGUAGAUACCAAACGGAAGCGGGCAGAGAUUGAGGAGUCAUUUCCAAGCUCGGACUUUUCGAUGCCUCCGCCCAAGCAGAAGGUUAAUCCAUUUGCGCGAAAAAAUAACCAGAACCCCUUUGCUCGGAAGACGGAGGCGAAGACCAUCCAGAAGAGUGAAAGCUUUUUCGACAAGGUGGAUGCUGCUGAGUCUGAACCCCGAAAACGACCGGCGGCGAAAAACAAGGAAAAGAAAGAGGGAUCUAAGCAAGCAACCUUGUUCGGAAUGAUGCCAAAGGCUGAUAAAGCUUCGCGAACGAAGAAGGCAACGGAACGAGUCUGCCGGAGUCUCAGCAGGAUACCCUGA
Cyclocybe aegerita is the source of this 3048-nucleotide messenger RNA. Lineage: Eukaryota; Fungi; Basidiomycota; Agaricomycetes; Agaricales; Hemipholiotaceae. The record is from the annotation of a GenBank genome assembly.